AUGUCAGAAAAUUUCGACUCUCUUCCCAUCAUUGAUUUUCAAGAUGCCCUUUCGCCCUCUACGAAGCCACAAUUCUUGUCUGCGCUUAGACAUGCACUUGUCAAAGUCGGCUUCUUCUACUUGAAGAAUCAUCCUGUUCCGCAUCAAGUGCAACAAGAUCUACUACGAACAUCGGGUGACUUUUUCAGCCUGCCUUCUGAUAAGAAGGCGGAAGUGAACAUGGCGAAUACCAAGUCGUUCCGAGGAUAUACUGGCUUAGGAAAUGAGCGAACAGCUGCAAAGGCUGACGAGAGAGAAACAUUCUGGGCUGGAUUGCACGAAAUUGUGGACAGUUCCGAGCUCCCUGUUUGGUACAAUCUUGUGGGGCCAAACCAGUGGCCAGAAGAAGAGGUAGCGCUUGGCUUUCGCAAGUCUGUGGAAGCAUAUCUGUCUGAAAUCGAACGUUUGUCAGAGACAUUUACAGGCUUGGUUGCCGAAGCCCUAGACACGGACCCCUCAGUAUUCACAAAAUUCUUCCGAAAGCCAUGUAUGAGUGGGAUGAAGAUAGCGGCAUACCCUGCACCAGACCCUUCACAGGGGGCCGACACACAGUUCCAAGGGGUUGGGCCUCACAAGGAUGGCUCGUUCUUGACUUAUCUCCUACAGGGGACAGAGCAUUCCAGCCUGGAAGUACAGAACAGAUCGGGUGAAUGGAUCCCAGCACCCCCAGUCCCAGGUACACUGGUGGUAAACAUCGGUCGCUCAUUGGAGGCUCUGACUCAGGGAGUGUGUGUUGCGACUACUCAUCGAGUUAACCUCACAUGCAACCAAUACUCAGGAAACCAGUCAGGCAGUGGACAACUUGGUACACGCCUUAGCUUCCCCUUCUUCCAGAUGUUUGGCUUUGAUGUGACACAGGAAGAUAUUCAAAUAGAUAUUCCAGAGCACAUCACAAGCUUGCGUGAUGCAAGCGUUCGGUCUGAUGCGGAGUCAUUCUUUGCGGAUCUCUUCAAGACUGUGAUUGGAGAGGCCUUCAUGAUCAACGCGUUGACCAGUCAUCCAGAGGUGGGCAAGCGAUGGUAUCCUGAAGCUCUGGCCCAAGCUCUGCAAAAGCAAGAAGAGGGAAAGAGGUUGGACAACGCAAAAUCUCUGGACCAUCCAAGCGCCUUGGAUGACGUGAAAUCUCAGGCCACUGAAAUUGUUGCAUAG
This is a messenger RNA of Penicillium brevicompactum, 1188 nucleotides long. RefSeq names its product isopenicillin N synthase family dioxygenase. The record is from RefSeq and is a predicted model, not a curated record. The coding region runs from base 1 to 1188 and encodes 395 amino acids. The transcript has 3 exons. Lineage: Eukaryota; Fungi; Ascomycota; Eurotiomycetes; Eurotiales; Aspergillaceae.